Molecule: messenger RNA, 1302 nt
Organism: Prorocentrum cordatum
Lineage: Eukaryota; Dinophyceae; Prorocentrales; Prorocentraceae
Source: the annotation of a GenBank genome assembly
AUGCUGCGACUCUGGCUCGUCCGCUGGUGGGCGACCGCGUUUAUCGUCAUGGUCGCAAGCUUUUUCGGCGUGCUGGGCAGGAGCGACACGUCAGGGAGCGGCUUGGAGACGGCAGGGCGUGCUUUCAGCGAGUCUGAGUUUGACUUCUGCGAUUUCCAUUAUGACUCGUCUUUCGUUCUUCCGCCAUACGCCCACACUCUGUUCCACAAUUUGUCGGCCGACGUGGCCGUGUUGAGGGAUUCUGCGGCGCUGGUGCAAAAGUACCGGCGCGCGGUCUGUGACACCUCUGCACUGCAAGAACAGGUCGCGACCCAUGACAGUGCUCUCCAACAGUUGACUGAGAUGCUUGGGAUGCUGGUCUCUGGGAAUCCGAAAGUUAUUGCAGACGCUGUUAGUCGUGCGCUCCAGCAGUUCGUGGAGAGCGACGUCAUAGCUGGGGCUGUGCGUGCUGAGCUGCUGCGGUCCCCUGCACGUGACGAACUGGACGAUGUGAUCGACGUCUCUGUGCUGCCGCCGUUCCUCAGUGUCUCGGCGCAGUUCAUUGUCCUGCCCUGGGACGUCCUUGGCCUCUCCUCCCUGGGCUGCCUCCCAGGCUCGGCCGUGCUGGAGAUCGCCGGGGCCCUCGUGCGGGCGGAGGCGGGCGCGCCCGAGGCGGCGGACGCCCGGGGCGCGCAGCCCGCGGCCGCCGGGGCGGCGGCCAGCCGCCCGCGCGCGGCGAAGGGCCGCGGCAGGGGCGCCGCGGGGGGUGGAGAGGGCAUGGGGCGCCAGCAUUGCAACGAUUGGGACCUCGGAGGCAGGGGGGAGCAGCCGCGCGUGGGGAAGGCGGCUGGCGCGCGGCCCGGCGACGGGGGCCUCGCCGAGGGCGACGGCGCGCGGGACGCCGAGGCGCGCGGGAACCCCUCGGGGCAGCGCGCCGGGCCCGCCCAUCCCUCGCAGAGCCGCGGCGCCGGCCCCGCGGGCAGCGGGCCGUCGGGCCCACGUGCGCGCGGCUGCGACACGUGCAAGGGCCGUUACGCCGAGGGCGACGGCUGCCGCGACGCCAGCGGCGCGGGCUCCUGGCACUGCUUCGGGUGCUGGGAGGCCUACUACGCUGCGCAGCGGGAGCAGCAGCAGACCUGGCAGCGGCCGUGGCACGAUCAGCAGCAGACUUGGCAGCGGCCGUGGCAGGCGCAGCAGCAGACCUGGCAGCAGCCAUGGCACGAGCAGGAGCAGCACCAGGACUGGCAGCGGCCAGUGCGGCAAGGCAAUGGCGGGCAAGAAAUGGGACGGGGUCCAAAGAAGCAGUAUAACAAAAUCAGAUGA